ACCGUGAACAUUGUACAAACUAAAGUUAAGUCACUUAUCAUAAGAAAUUUUUUUCAUUUGAAAAGCGUAAAUAAAAUUAAUUCCUACCAUUGUAGUAUUUCAAUAGAAAUUGAUUUCAUUUUAUAUUAUCAAUUUAUAACGACAUACAUAUAAUUCCGUGGAAAAUGUCGUAAAAUCGAAUGUCAUCUUCUUAGCAAAGAAGCCCCACAUUUAAAACCCAUCUAGCACCAGUCAUUACAGGCAAAAAAAAAAUUGAAAGUUAAAAUAAUUGUUUCCAAAAUAGUAACUAAUAAUUUGAUUGGAAAUUUAACGAGGACGGUGACUUCAAUCGAUGAAAUUGCGACGAGAGAGAGAGAAGUCGACAUUAACAUUUGAUGGAACAGAGGCAGGGUUUCUGAAUCAGUUGCUAUGGCUACGCGUUGGUCAAAUACACACUCAAUAAAUUAAAAAGCUGUUUUUUUAAAGAUUUUGUUUUCACAUUUUUACACAAUUUCGCGUGCCUAUCAAAUGUAUGUAAAGUUUCGAAACAAUCAAAACAUUAAAGCUUUUUUUCAUAUUCAUGUAACUAUUUUAUACAUACACGCACACCGUACAAUAUGCACCUUGACUGUAAAUAGUCGACAAAGCGAUCGUGAUCGCGCCACCUUUGAAUAUUUUAAAACUCACAACACGUUUUGCUCCGAACCCGAACUAAACUUUGAGCAGAAACUUCUACAGUUCUUAAGUGUUUUUAAACCUUUGAAUCUGUAUAGCUUUUUGGACUUGGACUACGUUGUAUUGAUACAGUUGGAAUGACUAACAAAGUAGAAGCAAUGAUACGAUACCAGACAUGACGGCAUUGUAUUUGAACAGCUGAACUUUGAAUGACGAAUUUACCCUGUAUGACGUACUCGGUUAGACAAUGUAAGAUAAUAAUCGUACUACGAUAAGCAUUGCAUUCAUCUGCAUACAACAGGUUGGUUGUGCGUUCAAUUUUUAUCAAUAUCAAAGGUUUGUAUCAAUGUGGAAUCCAGAACAGUAAUGUUGAUUUACGACAUAGAAAUCUUUUUUUUUGUAUACAACUAAAUCCUCAAGGAUUUUAUACAAUUCCCUUAGAGGCUACUGGCAAAAAGCCGCCUGGUAAUAACAAUUUGCUUCUCCCAAAAACAAACAAAUCACUCGACCAAUAACGUGCGUUAUUUCUAAACAAGCCCCCUUCGAAAGUGUGUCCAACAACAGGAGCAACAUAGAAACAAGCCCUGAUGGUUCCACAGACACCCGGCCGGCCAACGGGAAGGGACGAGAUUCCGGAGCGCGAAACCCAAUUGACACAGCAAUUGAGCCUGAUUGUGCAUCAAUGAUAGUGUCCAUCAUCAAUCGAGCCUCCGUCGCGUCGUACACUGAAUCGUCCACAGCUUCCGUGUGGAGGUACAAACAUCGGCUUGGCAAAUGGAUGGAUGUGUUUGGACGUGAGCCGCCAGUCAUCGGUCACCAGCUUACCCCCUUCCUGAAAGGGAAGCAAAUCGUAUACCAUGCCAUUUGCCAAACAGCAAAGAGAGCUGUGAGAUAUUGCGUACGCCAUACGUCUGUUGCUGCGAGGAAAUCCUCCUAUAUUUGUAUCGUGUCCAGCAUUCCAAACAUUUUCUCAUGUUCGGCCGGCUUCACACUAGGACAUGCGCAGCAACAGUACGACUUUCCACGUGAACCGAAGGUCACAGCGACGUCGCCUUCGUCGUCAGUCAGCCGAUCUCCUGCCGGCCGGUUUCUUGGUGUCCCAGUCCAUCUGGCGUGUUGUUAUACCACUAAUCACCCAAACAAAACGCUGAGCAUCAGGUCAACCUCCUUCCAGACGGACGGUGAUGUCUCAGAUUGUGUCUGCGUGCGUUCCAAGGCGGUUGAUAGUCCACGGUUAGUGCGCUCGCAGUGA
Anopheles funestus (African malaria mosquito) is the source of this 1906-nucleotide messenger RNA. RefSeq lists its product as uncharacterized. NCBI's taxonomy places the organism in Eukaryota, Metazoa, Arthropoda, Insecta, Diptera, Culicidae. Bases 1337 to 1906 code for a protein of 189 amino acids. The record is from RefSeq and is a predicted model, not a curated record. The transcript is spliced from 2 exons.